Molecule: messenger RNA, 288 nt
Organism: Yarrowia lipolytica CLIB122
Lineage: Eukaryota; Fungi; Ascomycota; Dipodascomycetes; Dipodascales
Source: RefSeq, a predicted model, not a curated record
AUGAUCAAACCACCCAUGGACUUCCUGGAGGCAGAAGAACUUGUUAUGGAAAAGCUCAAGAGAGAGAAGCCAAGAUACUAUCAAGACAUGUGUCGCAACUUCAAGGAGGACCAAGCUCUGUACACCGAGAAACAGGCCUUUGUCGACGAAGCUCUAAAGCUGAAACGGGACAUCGAAAAGUUGGAGAAGUCAAUCUGGAAACUACACGUAGAAAACAGACACCAUCUCCAACAAGUACAGGACUUCAAAUUUGCACUGAAGACAUUCUGUGGGUGGAGCCAUAAGUAA